[Candida] anglica is the source of this 1185-nucleotide messenger RNA. The record is from the annotation of a GenBank genome assembly. Lineage: Eukaryota; Fungi; Ascomycota; Pichiomycetes; Serinales; Debaryomycetaceae.
AUGAGUACUAUACCCAAGAACGAGCUUGAAGACUUUGAAGCCUUUUUAGAGCCAUCAUUUGAUGCCCUACAGUUUGCCAAUGGACUUCUUUUGGCAACAAAUGAUAAUGAAAAUGAACUUGAUGUUAUUACCCCAACCAAGAAGUUGAGGUUUGAUAUCGACGAAUGUGAAAAGAGAAUGAGUAAAAUCGCCACCAAUAACUAUGAGCCACUUGUAUCGAAGUUCACGGAAAUCGGAUCUACAAGAGACAUUGCCAAGGACCAGAUUGGACCACAACUUCAACAUUUGAACUUGGCAUUUCAAAGAGUAAAGGAAGGAUUAAUGACUCCAUAUGAAGAUGCUGUCAAACUUAAUAAAUCACUCAAGAAAAUCCAUGCAACUUUGAACUUACUAAGAGGGGCUGGGUUUUUCAUGUAUCUUGCACAGCAAAUUGAAGAUGGGGGAUCAAUCGCUAAUAAGAAAAGUGAUCAUACCAACUCAGACUCAUCAUCUACAUCUAGAGACAUAAUAAGAUUAGCAAAAGUCCAUACACAAUUGAGUAAGCUCUACGAGAGUUCUAACAGAGGUGCCGUCAAUCUUUUAUCUAUUAAGUUAAUAAGAGACUAUCAAAGUAUUUAUAUAUCGAAAAGAGCUGAUUUAAGCAGUCAUUGUGUUCUGAUAAUCUCAAAUGACUUUACUCACACCAGCACUUUCACCAAUACUAACACUCAAUUACACGAUGCCAUUGUUGCAUUAUAUACAUUGGAUGCCAAGGAAUGUCUUGCCACGAUAGAACGUGCCACCAUCAAUAAACAUACCCAAACAAUCUGCAGUCAACUCUCAAAGGCAUUACAAUCGCCUAGAAAUUUCAAUUCAACAUUGGAAGAUGUUUUUGAAUCAUCGGAAAACUUUUUAACCAAAACUGCUCUUGUUUUGGAAGAAGCAAAAGUAUCUGAUAAUAGAUCGUUUUUAGUUGAAUUUUUGAAAUUUUUCGACGCCCAAUCACUUGCAAAACUUUAUUGGUCUAGAUUGAGUUUCAAAUUCAAGAAAAAUGUCGCUGCCACAAUGGCCAGAGGUGGGCCAAUUGCAAAGAACUUAAAAAUUUAUCACGAGGGAAUCAAAAAAUCAGUGACUGAAACAUUUGCUAAAUCAGAAGGAUCUCCUUACAUAAUGGAAGCAAUUGAUAUCAUAGGUGGUUUACAGUAA